CUGCCAAUCCCUUUUAUCACCUGUUUUGAAUGUCACUUUUGACACGUUGUUGAUGAGGUCCUUUUCACUUUUUCCUUGCUUUUGUUCGUUUAAUAUGUGAUAAUAAUGGCAAGUGUUGAUGAUGAUAACGGGUGGGUCGCCGAUCUGGAAAAUGCCUUACUGGAGGAAUGUUCCGUUGCUGAUAUUUACUGUAUUUGCAAAGGCAAACCCCUACCAGACAAUUUAAGGGCUGAAGUCUGGCAGUUAUGCCUCGAUGUAAGAGACAAGGGAAACCAACUCGAUCAUUUUAAUGAAAUUUAUGAUUUGCCUAACCAAGCGGUGCUACGAGAAGACUGCACGACUUUCGUCUCAAAACUUGGAAACGAUGAAGAGGAUAAAUUAUCGGUUGUGUCCGAUUUAGAAUCAAUUUUAACAUUCUAUUGCAAGAGUCGUAAUUUAUCUUAUGAGAAAAAUAACGGAUGGAUUGAACUUUUGCUUCCUUUGCUAACACUUAAAGUCCCACGUUCAACGACUUAUAACUUGUUUGAGGCAAUCAAAGACACAUAUGUGCCUCAUACUGAUGAUGGCAAUGCUUUUCACAUUUUACGUCUUUUGUUACUUUACCACGAUCCAGAAUUAUGUUCAUUUCUUGACACUAAACGUAUCACACCUGAUAAGUAUUGUCUGUCAUGGUUUCAAUCCCUUUUUGCGGCUACUUGCAAUCUCCAAGUCGUCAUAAAUAUGUGGGACUAUUAUUUCCAACAAUCUGAUCCAUUUUUCAUUUUUUUUCUUUCUUUAAUUAUGGUCAUAAACGCUCGUGAACAGAUUAUUUCAAUGAAAAGUGAGACUAGAGAUGUUAUUAUUUCGAAUUUGGCAAAUAUGCCGUGUGCUCUUGAGGCCGACGAUGUUGGCGAUUUCUGUUCGUUGGCCCAGUAUUAUGCUCUUAAAACACCCGUCAGUUUCCGAACUGAUUUAAUGCAAAAUUUGUAUAAUAAUAACGGAAAAAGUGGGGAAGAAUCAGCUCUAGUGUCUCAAGCUUUAUGUCUUCCAGUCUCCGUAAGCGAAUUAAUAGAAAAUACGUCCCACGAGACUGGAAAUAUCGACGCUGUUAGGUUUUUCCUCGUUGAUUGUCGGCCUGUAGAACAGUACAAUGCUGGUCAUUUACCUACAGCUUUUCAUUUGGACUGCAAUUUGAUGCUUCAAGAACCUAGCGCUUUCACUACAGCAGUCCAAGGCUUACUUUCGGCCCAGAAACAAGCUUUAGCACAUAAUUCGAGUGCUGGUGGUGAACAUUUGUGUUUUUUGGGAUCGGGACGUAACGAGGAGGAUCAAUACACCCAUAUGGUUGUUGCCUCCUUCCUCCAGAAACACACCCAAUAUGUGUCUCUCCUCACAGGAGGUUAUAUCGCACUCCAUCAUUAUUUUUCCGAUAAUGUAGAUGAGUAUCUACAAGACCACAACCCCAAAUUUUGUAUCGUUUGUGGUCCACAUCAUUUACAUCAUCAGCAAGCCGAAACUAGUUUCAAGUCGGGACAAUCGACCACUGAUCUUUUUGGAAAAAUUUCAGCUGCGAUGAAGUCCAAAUCGGCAGAAGUUAAAGAGAAACUUAUCGAUUAUAUCGUUAAUCCUAAUAAUAGUCCUGUGCAAGAGAGACAUGUCAGCAGUAGUGAUAAAAUCGACGGGAAAAGAUAUAGAAACGUUGCACCGGUUUUUAGUAUAGAUGAUGAUCAUGAUAGUGUCACAAAUAUAGAAAAUGUCGAUGAAGAAGAUAGUCGAGAAUUGGUCCAAAUUCAAUCAUGGCUGAAACAUCCUGAAGUCAUUGAACAUUUUCCAUGUCAGGAGGUGAAAAUCAAUGGAUUCAUGUAUAAAAGUCACUUGAUUGUGACCAAUAAUGAGCUUAUAGUACUUAGAGAAAUGCCCGAUAGAAAAGGCAUUGCUGAAGUUAUUGUGAAACGACCCUUGUCGGCAAUUGUUAAAAUAACUGCGAGAAAACGUCAUCCAGAACUUAUCACCUUCAAAUAUGGGGUACCUGAUGGUGAGAAUUUAAUUAUAUCUGACAUGGAUCGAUUUCUUAUACCAAAUGCCGAUAAGGCUACAAAAGUUGUUUCUGAACAGAUUUUAAAACAGUUGAAAACUAAAGAGUAAUUUUCUAAUAAUUUAUAAUAGUUACAGAGUUAUUGUAGAUAUUUUAUUUGUAAAAAAACAAAUCGUUUGUCUUUGUUUCUUAUCCAAAUAAAAUAAUGCUUAAGCGAA
Molecule: messenger RNA, 2232 nt
Organism: Tribolium madens (black flour beetle)
Lineage: Eukaryota; Metazoa; Arthropoda; Insecta; Coleoptera; Tenebrionidae
Gene: TBC1D23
Product: TBC1 domain family member 23
Exons: 3
Coding region: 106-2124 (672 amino acids)
Biological process (GO): retrograde transport, endosome to Golgi
Cellular component (GO): trans-Golgi network
Source: RefSeq, a predicted model, not a curated record